Messenger RNA from Prunus dulcis (almond), 2287 nucleotides. Its product is annotated as O-fucosyltransferase 9. Lineage: Eukaryota; Viridiplantae; Streptophyta; Magnoliopsida; Rosales; Rosaceae. The transcript is spliced from 11 exons. The coding region runs from base 277 to 2019 and encodes 580 amino acids. The record is from RefSeq and is a predicted model, not a curated record.
ACCACACCCACACACCCACGCACCCACACCACUCUCUCAUCAAAGCUGGCAUCUCCAGUUCCCGUGAAUCAUGACAGCCGCCCUCCCCACGCGUUCUCCUUUAUUAUCUUGUCUUCCCCAAAAACCACCCAAAACCUCUCUCUCUCUCUCUCUCUCUCUCUCUCUCUCUCUCUCUCAUGUAAUCACAUAAUGUCUCCUCCUCAUCUCCUCUCUCCCACAAUCAGAUCUCGACUCUCCUCUCUCUAGAAAUUUCUAGAACCCUAGUUCUCUCCUCCAAUGCACGGCUACAGCCGGCUCGGCAAUCCCCGAGCCGCCGGCUCUCCGCCGUCCUCCCCACGCUGCCGCCACGGCCGGAACAAGAACGCCGGCGGCAGAGGCCCCAAGCAGAGCAUUGUGGAGAAAGUUGUGGUUUUGCUCAUUUCGGUCGUUUUUAAGCGCCGAGGCGUGCUUUUGUUCGCGCCAUUGUUGUACAUUUCGGGGAUGUUGUUGUAUAUGGGCUCGGUGAGCUUCGAUGUAGUUAGUUUGAAAAACGCUGUUGUUGUUGUUAGUAAGCGGUCGCCGCCGGGCUCCUUGUAUAGGAGCCCUCAGGUUUUUCAGAAGCUUUGGCCUUAUAUGCAGGCUGAGAGCAAUCACACUCACAAUUUUUUGAUGACAGUGUGGAAUUCAAAAGUGCAUCAAGUUUGGAAGCCUUGUAUUAGCAAAGAUACACCAAAAGAAGCAUUACCACAGUCAAAUGGUUUAUUUAUAAUUGAAGCGAAUGGUGGGUUAAACCAGCAGCGCUUAUCGAUAUGUGAUGCAGUUGCUGUGGCUGGACUUUUGAAUGCAACUCUUUUGAUCCCAAUUUUUCAUCUAAAUAGUGUUUGGAGAGACUCAAGGGGAAAAUGCUGGCCACUACUGACAGUAUAUGUAAAGCGUGACAGUAUGAUAUUGAAAAGUUCAUCUUUUGAUAAUGCAAGAAAUCAUGUGAAUGUGGUCAGGGAGCUCCCAGGUGAUAUACUUGAGCGGUUUGACAAUAAUAUAAGCAACAUUGUGAAUUUGAGAGUGAAAGGUUGGUCCAGUCCAGCUUACUAUCUUCAAAAGGUCCUCCCAAAGUUGGAGAAAAUGGGGGCUGUGCGCAUUGCACCUUUUUCCAACAGAUUGGCUCAGGCAGUUCCUUCAAAUGUGCAAAGGCUUAGAUGCUUAGCCAAUUUCGAAGCACUGAGGUUCUCAAAUUCUAUAAGAAUUCUUGCAGAUAAAAUGGUUGAUCGAAUGAUUAAAAGUAGCUCCCACAGCGGGGGAAAAUAUGUUUCAGUACAUCUUCGAUUUGAAGAGGACAUGGUUGCGUUUUCUUGCUGUGAAUAUGAUGGUGGGGAGGAAGAGAAACGUGAAAUGGAUAUUGCUCGAGAAAGAGGUUGGAGAGGAAAAUUCAGGAGAAGGGGUAGAGUAAUAAGGCCAGGUGCAAAUCGUGUGGAUGGGAAAUGCCCUUUAACCCCGUUAGAGGUAGGAAUGAUGCUCAGGGGAAUGGGAUUUGAUAAUACCACCUCAGUAUACAUAGCAGCAGGAAAAAUUUAUAAAGCUGAGAAGUACAUGGCUCCUCUUAAACAGAUGUUUCCACGCUUGGAAAUGAAAGACACACUGGCUACUGCAGAAGAACUUGCUCCUUUUCAGGGCCAUUUAUCUAGAUUGGCUGCUCUUGAUUACACGGUUUGCCUUCACAGUGAAGUAUUUGUCACCACUCAGGGUGGAAAUUUUCCACACUUCUUGAUGGGUCACAGGCGGUAUCUCUAUGGUGGACAUUCGAAGACAAUCAACCCUGAUAAAAGAAAAUUAGCGCUUUUGUUUGAUAAUCCCAGUAUCAGAUGGGAAGAUUUCAAACGACAGGUGCGAGACAUGCUUCGCCAUAGUGACCAAAAGGGUGUUGAACUGAAAAAACCCAGUGCGUCACUAUAUACAUUUCCCAUGCCAGAUUGUAUGUGUAAAGAAGCAGAAGCUAGAAACGAAAACAGUAACAUGACAAACAAGACUGAUUUCAAUACAUAAAAUUAUUCACUAGGGUUACAAUUUUUUUGUUCACCUGUAAUUCAGUGUAUCAUUCAAUUGUCAUUUUAGAAAAUUAGUGUAUCAUUCAAAUAAGUUGUGAAAUUUUCUUUCAUUUGAGUAGAGGUAAGUGUAUCCUAAGGUAUUGAUUUUUUUGGUUGGUUUACUCAGCGACUUGGCAGUUUGUUACUCAAAAUUCAUUGUACAUGUACAAUAACGGAUCAAGGGAAAAUUCUUUUGCAGUAAUCAAAUUCUCUCCUUUCCUUUGGUG